UUCCUCCCAAUAAGCGUCAGUGUCCAUGUACUCCAGAUAGGUUGGCACGUCCACCCCAGCUGCGCGCACUGCGGAAGUUCAGUUCUUUGCAAGUCCAAGUCCAAGGUGUCGUCCAUUACGUGAAGUCGGAAUGAACUUCCUGCGUGUAGUGGGCAGCUUGUACCGGCCGGCUGGGGUCAUCAGUCGGACCUACUGUCCUGGGACUCCAGAGACGUGCCGUCUGCCUGACACCCUGGUGGAAGCCUUGUCCGCAGCGGUCGGGCUGAAGAACGUCUCCACAUCAUUCGCAGUCAGGGAGCAGCAUGGGAAGGACGAGUCUUACCACGUGCCACAACCAGCUGAUGUCGUUGUCUGGCCGGAGACUACAAACGCUGUCAGCAAAGUUGCCAGGAUCUGUUAUGACAACAAUGUACCCAUGAUUCCAUUUGGUACGGGCACAGGAUUGGAGUCGGGUGUCAGCGCGCCCAGGGGCGGUGUGUGUCUUGACCUGACCAGGAUGGAUCAGGUCUUAGAUCUCCAUCCUGAAGACUUUGAUGUGAGCGUACAGCCUGGAGUGACGAGGAACGCACUCAACUCCUACCUACGUGACACGGGCCUGUGGUUCCCUGUAGAUCCGGGUGCAGAUGCUUCGCUGUGUGGCAUGGCGGCGACCAGCGCCUCCGGCACCAACGCCGUGCGGUACGGGACGAUGCGGGAGAACGUGAUAAACCUGGAGGUCGUGCUGCCAGACGGAACGAUCAUCAACACUGCCGGGAAGGACAGGAGGACAAAGAAAACUGCAGCAGGCUACAACCUGACGAACAUCUAUGUGGGGUCAGAGGGCACGCUGGGUAUCAUCACCAAGGCGACGCUCAGACUAUUUGGAAUACCAGAAACUAUCAUGGCAGCUGUGUGCUCGUUCCCCUCGGUUCAAGCUGCCGUGGACACGACAGUCAUGACUAUGCAGAGCGGCAUCCCCAUCGCCAGAAUAGAGUUCCUAGAUGAUGUGAUGAUGGACGCCUGUAACAAGUUUGGCGGGCUGGACUACCCCGUGGCACCCACCCUGUUCCUGGAGUUCCACGGUUCAGAAAAGAAUGUGGCAGACCAAGCAGAGGCUGUGGCUGAGAUUGCACAGAUGAAUGAGGGGUCAGACUUCCAGAUGGCAUCAGACCCUGCUGACAAAAAGAAGCUGUGGUCGGCACGACACAACGCCUGGUAUGCUGCGCUGGCGCUCAAGCCUGGGUCAAAGGGCUGUGCCACGGAUGUCUGUGUUCCAAUCUCUAGACUACCGGAGGUCAUCGUUGAAACUAAAGAGGACAUCAGCAAGUCAUCCCUCAUAGGACCAAUAGUUGGCCAUGUAGGUGACGGGAACUUCCACAGUAUCCUGACCAUUGAUCCAAAUGACCCAGCUCAAAUCGAGGAGGCGCACGUGUUACAUGAACGCAUGGCGAGACGAGCUCUAGCCGUUGGAGGGACGUGUACCGGGGAGCACGGAAUCGGACUGGGGAAGCGCCACCUACUGCGGGAGGAGAUGGGAGAGGGAACAUUCAGCGUCAUGAAAGCACUGAAACGUGCGCUGGACCCUAAAAACAUCAUGAACCCAGAGAAAGUCAUCCCUGUGUAACAAAACACAUAGCCAGUUAAGUGAUUUGUGGGUGGUCAAAUUUGGAAAGUGCUGAACUAGAAAACAACCAUGAAAACAAGGGAAGUCACAUAGUUUUACACAAGUGAAUACUUUAAUUUCAGAUUUUACCCAGAUUUGUUUGUAUCUUGUACAGUACUUCCAGGUGUGGCCUUAAGCAGUAUGUGUAACAGCUGCAUGCUUCAGCAUCAUUUUUGCAGUAAUGUCUGGCUAUGCUUGAAAAAACUUACAAAAAUGGGUGUAAAAUAACCUGUCAAUUUGUAUCUGAAAUAAGCUCUCUGUAGAGCAUUUUACCCACACUGUUUUAUUGAAUACUUUUGUUAUGCUUUGGUUUCAACCGCUGAUGGUGAGGUAGUGCAUUGGACAUAUCUUUUAAGGUAAUGUGCUUGAAUUAGAAACACAAUGGCAGAGUGCAAUAUCAUUUUAAGGCAUCAGUCGUGCUAAGAUUGCAGAAAUAAUAAUGAAUUGAUGAUAUGUGUAAUUAGAUGUGCUAUAUUUAUUGCUGCAUUUGUAUGUUAUAAUUGAGUAUCAAUGUGCCUUUAAAGGCAUUUUAAACUGUACAUGGUAUUGGAGUUCAAAUCAGAGCUUGAAUAGUGUUGGUAAUGAGACCUACCAUAUAUUGGUACAUCAGAUUCUGUACCUUUAGUGGACAUUUUGAACUUUUUUCUCCUACAUUCUGUUUUGUUUGUACCUUUUUUUUUCAAUACUUUGAAAUAAGAAUUCAUUCAAUAACCUAAUAAUAUGUAAAUAAAGAGAGUAAAAUUUGUAUGUG
Molecule: messenger RNA, 2393 nt
Organism: Branchiostoma floridae (Florida lancelet)
Lineage: Eukaryota; Metazoa; Chordata; Leptocardii; Amphioxiformes; Branchiostomatidae
Product: probable D-lactate dehydrogenase, mitochondrial
Exons: 12
Coding region: 131-1603 (490 amino acids)
Biological process (GO): lactate catabolic process
Cellular component (GO): mitochondrion
Molecular function (GO): FAD binding; D-lactate dehydrogenase (NAD+) activity; D-lactate dehydrogenase (cytochrome) activity
Source: RefSeq, a predicted model, not a curated record